Trypanosoma grayi is the source of this 390-nucleotide messenger RNA. RefSeq lists its product as hypothetical. The record is from RefSeq and is a predicted model, not a curated record. The coding region runs from base 1 to 390 and encodes 129 amino acids. NCBI's taxonomy places the organism in Eukaryota, Euglenozoa, Kinetoplastea, Trypanosomatida, Trypanosomatidae. The transcript has a single exon.
AUGCAUUUGGUAGGCGCGGUCGCCGCCGCGGCUGACCCACUCUGCCCGUGUCAACUGCUCUUCUUCGUGGGCGAAGGAUGGGACAGCGCCGCGGUCAGCCUCGAGCAGCGCCUGCUGUGCCUGCAGUUCCUCCUCCUCAGCCUCCGUCAGUGUCCGCUCGCCGGCGACCGCACGGCGCGUCUCGCGGCGCAUCGACUGCAUCAUACGGUCAAACUCGUCAUCGUGGCUAGCCAUGUGGCUCUUGCUGUUGCUGCCGCUGCUCCCGUCGCCCUUGGCUGCCCCUUCAUUCAGGAGAGCAUGUGGUGGCGCUGGUACCUUCUCCCUUUCAUAUUCACUCGCGCCCUCACGUAUCUUCCGCAGCAGCGCCAUGUCCGCCUCGUCCAGGCAUGA